Molecule: messenger RNA, 533 nt
Organism: Symbiodinium necroappetens
Lineage: Eukaryota; Dinophyceae; Suessiales; Symbiodiniaceae
Source: the annotation of a GenBank genome assembly
AUGUCACGCGCGUUGUGCCAGAUUGCCGUGCAGCUGGACUACUACAUGUCUGCGCAGUUCGCAGGCAUUGCUCUUGCUUGCCGUCGAGGUAUUUAUGAGAAAGCUGGGCUGAAAGUCAAGCUACUUCCCAGCUGCCAUCCCGGAGACGAAGCUGCUAAAGUCUGUGAAGGCUUCUCGAAAGAUGCCUCGAAGUUGCAUGUGGGCAGCAUGGAGCAGAACACACUCAUCCCAGCCGCAGGCGGCACAGCGGGCGACCACAACAUCAAAGCCGUUGCUGCAAUGUUUGGCCGUUCCCCUUUGUGCUUGGCAGCAAUGCCAGAUGUGGGGCUACGAAGCAGACUUCAUGAGAAUCCCCACGGGCAUGGAUUGCGCAUUGCGGCACACUCGGAUACCAUUGACUUGCUGAAGCGGAUUCUUCCGGGAGCCGACGUCUUGGACGUGCCCCGAACCCAGAAGCUCAGCGAGCUCAGGGCGGGAGGUGUCGAUGCGGCACAGGCUUAUGAUGUCACCGAGACCCUGCGACUGGGGCACGA